ACUACCCAGAGACUACUCAUGUCCCUGGUCCUAUGCUGCAGCUCCGCAGUGACAGAUGGGUGGAGGUCGUGCUGGGAAUAAACAAGUUGGAAGUAGUCACUUUUUUUUGGUGUGGGAAAUAAUCUUUUGGGGUUCGUGUUUUUGCGAACUUCACAGGAGUUGGGGCAGAGUUCGACUCUCUACCAGGAGAACGUAAGAGUCGGAGCUGUUAAGGCUGGGUUUAUGGAAUCAAUUGUGUGAAUUAUUUUAUUGUCGUUUAAAUAAUCGGCAAGAUUGUAAAACGGUCAUUGUUCAACUUUUUGCAACGCCUCAUUAUACAGCAGACUCAGUUCCCUUCAUUUCAAAUUCAAAAGUCGAAGGAGCACGAAAGUUGGGCUGUUUUUUAUAUAGUGAAAAUAAUCAAAUCUUAAUAGUAUCAUGAAGACGGUAGCAGGUCUCAUCUGCUGGUCCUUCAUAAUCUUCUCUUUGGGACAUGAUCUCCUGGUCACGGGACAAGCCAACAACGACCAAAACGGACAAGUGUAUCCCCCGUCCCGGGAUGCUCAGCCCGAGCUCCCAGUUGCCACCCAGAAGGCCGGACUGAUCGAGCGAGACGUGGUUCCCAUCCGACGGAACAACACCAUGCCCCGGCGGCGGAUACCGCCAAUGUGCACGGGCCCCACGGAGAUCCGUGACACCUUCAAAUACAUUAACACGGUGGUCUCGUUCUUGGUGUUCUUCGUCGGUAUAAUCGGCAAUUCCACCCUGUUGCGUAUAAUCUAUAAGAAUAAGUGCAUGCGCAACGGGCCUAACAUUCUGAUUGGGAGUCUCGCGCUGGGGGACCUUCUGCACAUCAUCAUAGGAAUUCCAAUCAACGUCUACAAGCUGCUGGCAGAGGACUGGCCCUUCGGAGUGGGACUCUGCAAGCUGGUGCCCUUCGUCCAGAAGGCCUCCGUUGGGAUCACAGUGCUCAGUCUCUGUGCUCUGAGUAUCGACAGGUACCGCGCGGUGGCAUCGUGGAGCCGCAUCAAGGGCAUCGGCGUGCCCAAGUGGAUGGCCAUCGAGAUCGCCCUGAUCUGGAUCCUGUCCAUCGCCCUGGCCGUGCCCGAGGCCAUCGCCUUCGACAUGAUCGCCAUGGACUACAAGGGCGAGCAACUCCGCAUCUGCCUGCUGCACCCCAUGCAGCACUCCCACUUCAUGAGGUUCUAUAAGUCUGCUAAGGACUGGUGGUUGUUUGGGGCGUACUUCUGUCUGCCGCUGGUCUGCACAGCCAUCUUCUACACCCUGAUGACCUGUGAGAUGCUGAGGAAGAAGAAUGGAAUGCAGAUCGCCCUCAGUGACCACCUCAAACAGCGGAGGGAGGUGGCUAAGACGGUGUUUUGCCUGGUGCUCGUGUUCGCUCUGUGCUGGCUGCCCCUCCAUCUGAGUCGCAUCCUGAAGCUCACCAUCUACGACGAGAAGGACCCCAACCGCUGCGAGCUGCUCAGUUUUUUCCUGGUCCUGGACUACAUCGGCAUCAACAUGGCGUCCAUCAACUCCUGCAUCAACCCUAUCGCCCUCUACAUAGUCAGCAAGCGCUUCAAGAACUGCUUCCGGUCCUGUCUGUGCUGCUGGUGUCUGCCAGUGGAGACUCUGCUGGAGGAGAAGCCGUCCUUCAUGAAGCUCAAGGUCACCGAGCGGCCGUCUGAGCAGAGCAACACGCGGGUCUCCAACAAGUCCACCACGGCGUGA
Molecule: messenger RNA, 1710 nt
Organism: Gadus chalcogrammus (walleye pollock)
Lineage: Eukaryota; Metazoa; Chordata; Actinopteri; Gadiformes; Gadidae
Gene: ednrba
Product: endothelin receptor Ba
Exons: 7
Coding region: 418-1710 (430 amino acids)
Biological process (GO): regulation of blood pressure; vasoconstriction; G protein-coupled receptor signaling pathway
Cellular component (GO): membrane
Molecular function (GO): endothelin receptor activity
Source: RefSeq, a predicted model, not a curated record